AUGCAUUCUAUCAAUAAAAAUUCGUAUUUACACAAUUAUCUCGAGGAUAUUAAUCCAAGAUUAAUCAAUAGAUGCGUGGAAAAAGCUAUGGGAUAUAAGAUAAUAGACGAACACGACUUGGAACCACCUUUUAAUCGCUUGAUAUCCGAACAGCCCAACAUACCUGUUAAAAAUUUAGAUCUGAUUCAUAGACCUAUCGGUUUCGGACGAUACGCCAUGCCUAAACUGAGACGCGAGCUGCAUAACAAAGAUCCGACGGUAGUGAUAGCGGCUAUUGAAAGCAUUUCAGAAUUGGUCGUCGAUUCUUCGAGAGCUUAUGAGGCUCUUGAAUUAAGAAUAGUGGAGAGAAUGACUCAUUUAUUGGUUGACGAAAAUCCCGCUAUUCGAGAGAGGUGCGCGAGAGCGUUGACUAUUUUAGCGAUAUUAGCUGAUGCUAAGAAAAAAAUAGUCGCCAAUAAGAUACUAUUGAAUAAUAUUUCGGUGUGUUCUGAAGAUCCUUAUGAAGAAGUUCGACUACACGUAGCCGAGUUGUUGGAGAGACUUUCAGAAUUUUGGUUGACUGCCGAUAGUCUAGUGGAAUUCGGUUUUAUUCAAAUUAUUCUGCACAUCUUGCAGUCUAGCGAAGAAAAAUAUAUCAUGCUAAUACACUUAAGAACAUUAAGAUGUAUGUUAUACGGCAUACAGGGUAAAAUGAUAGCAUUAGAAUAUUCCGGAUAUCAUAUAUUGAUGUCCUUUUUGAAUGACGAAAAUUCGGAAGUUUUGGCGGCAGCUUUAGAAUGCACAGCACUUUUGACAUCUACUUGUAUUGGAGAGAAAUUAGCGAGGGAAUCUAAUCUUUUGAAUACGUUAGAUAAACUUUUACAAGAUGAGUCGGUAGAAGUGUAUACACAAGCUGCGCAUUGCAUUAUGUUUUGUACAGUGAAAGGUACUGGUAAAAUUAUGGCUAGUAAAUAUCCCAGAAUGGUGCAUAGAUUAAUAGAGUUGUGCCAAAAUAAAGAAAAUUUGUCGACGCAAAUAUUUGGUUUAUCAGCACUUAAGAAUAUUUGCGAACAUCCAGCAGUAAGAAAACGAGUUAAUGCAGAAUAUCGAAGAGAAAUCGGCAUGAUUCAAAUUGGGGCCGAUCCUUGUAUCCAAGCUUAUAAAGAUGCUUUGUUGACCGUCAUAUCUUGGUCCCCUGACUCGGCAAGUUGAAAUUUCUUAUUUCCAAACAUCAAUUUUGUCAAAAUAUAUGGAAAUAUAUAUAUUUUUUAAAUAGUAAUAUUUUAUUUAU
Molecule: messenger RNA, 1270 nt
Organism: Diorhabda sublineata
Lineage: Eukaryota; Metazoa; Arthropoda; Insecta; Coleoptera; Chrysomelidae
Exons: 8
Coding region: 1-1191 (396 amino acids)
Source: RefSeq, a predicted model, not a curated record